ACAAGUACUUUAGUUACAUUGUUGGGCGAGUUUGCAACAACUCCCUUCGCCUCGGCCUUGCGCACACCCUGUGGGACUGGAUUUGCUCCUCGCCGUUGCCCGUGGGGGUCUGGCUAAACGUAGGGAGGGGGCUCAGAAGGGUAAAGAACAAUCAGCCAAAGCAAAAAUCCGAGAAAAUCUGUCGGCCCCCCUCCUCGCCCCCUUCUGCUUCGGGCUUGAGCGCCCCCCCCCUUUCUGGUUUGUGCCGCGCGCCGUGGGGGUUUCUGCCUCCCCCUUUCCGCCUCCGAUCUUCAGCACAAACCGCUCGGGCAUGAGUUAAACAGCAGAAAUGGACACCAAACAUUUCCUGCCACUGGAUUUUUCUGCCCAAGUCAAUCCCACCUCCCUGAGCUCUCCAACUGGCCGGGGGCCUAUGACCACACCUUCCCUCCAUCCAUCCAUUGGGCCUGGCAUCGGCUCCUCCUUGGGGUCCCCAAGUCAACUCCACUCGCCCAUCAGCACCCUGAGUUCGCCCCUCAAUGGCCUGGGGCCUCCGUUCUCAGUCAUCAGCUCUCCCAUGGGCACUCACUCGAUGUCUGGACCAUCCACACCAAGCCUCGGCUUUGGCACUGGCAGCCCACAGCUCAAUUCCCCCAUGAAUCCAGUGAGCAGCACAGAGGACAUUAAACCCCCUUUGGGCCUCAACGGAGUUCUUAAAGUGCCAGUGCACCCUUCAUCAGCCAUGACCUCUUUCACCAAGCACAUAUGUGCUAUUUGUGGGGACAGAUCUUCAGGUAAACAUUAUGGUGUGUACAGCUGUGAGGGUUGCAAAGGCUUCUUCAAGCGGACAGUGCGCAAAGACUUGACAUACACCUGCCGUGAUAAUAAGGACUGCUUGAUUGACAAGCGCCAGCGGAAUCGGUGUCAGUAUUGCCGGUAUCAGAAAUGCCUUGCAAUGGGCAUGAAAAGAGAAGGGAUGGAGCACCAUCCAUCCCGGCCCACAAGACUCCCAGGAAGGCAGGAAGAACAAGCGGUUCAGGAAGAGAGGCAGCGAGGGAAAGACCGCAACGAGAAUGAGGUUGAGUCAACGAGCAAUGCAAAUGAGGACAUGCCUGUGGAGAAGAUUUUAGAAGCUGAGCUUGCAGUAGAGCCAAAGACUGAGACGUACAUCGAAGCAAACAUGGGCCUGACUCCAAACUCACCCAAUGACCCAGUCACCAACAUAUGCCAAGCAGCUGACAAGCAACUCUUCACCUUGGUGGAGUGGGCCAAGAGGAUUCCCCAUUUCUCAGAACUGCCGUUGGAUGACCAAGUAAUCUUGCUCAGGGCUGGUGAGUCAGGUUGGAAUGAAUUACUUAUCGCCUCCUUUUCUCACCGAUCCAUAGCUGUAAAGGAUGGAAUCCUUCUUGCCACCGGCCUCCAUGUCCACCGGAACAGCGCCCAUAGUGCAGGAGUUGGCGCCAUCUUUGACAGGGUACUGACAGAACUUGUGUCCAAAAUGAGGGACAUGCAGAUGGACAAGACGGAGCUGGGGUGCCUCAGAGCCAUUGUCCUCUUCAACCCUGAUUCCAAAGGUCUUUCCAGUCCUACGGAGGUUGAGGCUCUGCGUGAGAAGGUGUACGCUUCGCUUGAGGCCUACUGCAAACACAAAUACCCUGACCAGCCGGGGAGGUUUGCCAAGCUUUUGCUUCGCCUCCCUGCCCUUCGCUCUAUUGGCCUGAAAUGCUUGGAGCAUCUCUUCUUCUUCAAACUAAUAGGCGAUACACCAAUUGACACCUUCUUGAUGGAGAUGCUGGAGGCACCCCACCAAAUGACUUAAAAGAGGGCCUCUGGCCUGAGUUCCCAGCAGGCUCCUCACCACAAGACCUCCCUUUCUUCUGCCACUUUCUCCCUGGUGCAAGAGACACUGCCUGCUGACCUCUGCGUGACACAGCACCCAGCCACACUGUUGACUGAACCCUUUCCCUGGUUUUGCUGUCUCUGCUGCAUAUGAAGAUCUGAGAACAGGCCUGUUGCAGAGGUAGAGACCAUGGGUUUCAACUACACCAAAGUCCACCACCACCACUCACCUGACCCCUUUUUCCUGGGCACAGAUGGAUUUCAAAGUAGCCUGGCAUUUGGUCCACUCUCAUCUCCCCCAUUUUAUGGCUGUUGUCCCCCCCCCCCCCACACACACACACACAUACACACACCGAAUUAUCUGAUCUGAGAGGACGAACAGGAUUUGCCAACUACCUGGCAGAUGGAUGAAUGUUGGGGAGAAUUAAGGGAUGCUGUGUUUUUGCCCCAGUUUAGAAACAAAAAUGAUCUUGUUUCCUGUUUAGUGUUUUAAACAUCUCAAAAGGGGAUGAGGUUAAAGUCUGGCUGAGUUGGAAGGAAUCUUCUAGUGCUGUCUUUGAAUUAAGAGUAAGUGAUGAUCAGAAAAGGGCCAUGCUCAAAAGUUGGAAUUCCCCAGAAGUGUAAAGGGCAGGGUUACAAUCUCUCUUGGGGACGGGGAGGACAAGGGUAAAGUGUGUGUGUGUGUGUGUGUGUGUGCAUGUGUGCACGCUAAAAUGAAAUCCUGUCAUUAGCAGAUCCAGCCAGUCUAAUGGCAGACCAACUGGAAUGUGCAAAGGACAGUCUGGGCAGCUGUAAAGUAGCUGCAAUGGUCCAUGUUGAAUGCCACUGGCCAGCAUCGCUCUUGCACAACACCGUCAUUUUCUGAGGGGCUCUUGCAAAAGAAGGUUCCCAUUGUGGUCAUCCCAUUUCCUCCCUUCUUUAAGCUUCUUCCCUGUAGAUUUGUUCACUUUUUGCUUUAAACAGACCCUCUGCUUUUGCCACUGACUUUUGGUAACAGUGUGCUUAGUGGGUGCAUGCCACCAGGCUAAUGACUCAUGUGUCGGCACUUCUCAGCAACGUUCUUUGUUCAGGACAAUUGUGGCCCUUUGUUGGGUGGCCCUUGAGUCUGGAAAACUGAUUGGUGGACUCCUGGAGUGUCAGUGAGAGCCCACAAAGUUUUUGAUGAGCUCAGUCCAGCCCAGGCAGCGAGAGUCUCUCUCCGCCCAGUGAAUGCCCUAAUGCCCUUGGAAAUGGUGAGGGCCCCUCCCACGUAGCCACCCUUCCAAUCAGCCUCUCUGGACUCCUAUGGUGGGAAGAGAGGCCUGUUCCAGAGGCCAGUGGAUAAGGAGAGAUUCCUCCCCUUUCUCAUGUUUCCUCUCUCUCUACUGUUGCUUAAUUUGGAAACUUAAAAUUUGGCACUUGGAAGGCAUCUUGAGUCCCUCACAGAACUAAGAGCCAACAUAAUUCCUCAGACCUAAGUGCAUGUGGUAGCUAAAUGAAACAUUCAUGUUCAUAGGCAGUCUACCAUGAAGCAUCAGAUCACGGGGUCCAGCCAUGGGAAGGAGCUGUUGCCUUCAUGUCCUGAAUGUUAGCUUCUGAGAGGUGUCUUGGUCAGUCACUGUUGCAACACGGAAACUGAAUAAGAUGGACUUUUGUUGAGGUGUGGUUUUUUGCAGUCUUGUCUAGGCUGUUCCAGAUCUCAAGGCACUUUCAGAAGAAGCAUUUGAAACGGAAACAAAAGCCACCGCUGCCCAACUGUUCCAGAAGAACACAGUCCAUUGUCUUGUCAGAUAUUUUGGAGAUCCCAAAAAGAUCUGUGGCACUCCAGAAGGGCACAUUAGUGCAGGGUUAUAGUAAUAAAAUGGUGGCCUGUUAAGAGGGAAUGUAACAAAUCGUGACAGAAAAGAGCCCUCGCCAAGGUGGUGUGUAUUCUGCACAGGCUCAUGAUCUUAGCUUUUGAAGAAUCUCAGCUGUCUUGUUUCGAGAACAGAGUGAAUGUCUGUCCCCUUGUUCUGCAGAGGUUGGAGUGCAUUUCAGGGAAUAGGAACCAAGCCGUUGCCUCCAAAGGCUGCUGUAUUGCCUGGGGCACUUGCCUCCUAAAGGAAGUUUUCCUCUCCUUCUAAAGCAUAAAAUGCAGUGAAGGACUGGGUUGAUUUUUGCAGGAAGAAAAUGGCUAUUUGUAGUAGGUUGGGCCUGGGCCAUGAAGGUGGGGGGACUGUGCUUGGCUCCUCUCUCGGAGUUUCCCGGGGCUGCUUGUUUGCUCCCUGUGUCCUUUUUUCUUUUUAAAAAGGACUCCUGGUGUUUUCUAAAAACAUUUCAUCUCUCUUCAGCAGCCCUUGCCAUCAGUCACAGCUGGCCCUUUAAACAGAAGUGUUAUGCAGUUGUCCCACUCUGGGAUGCAUCUUUUGAGGUGCUCCUCCUCGGAGGUCCAGCUCUGUCAUCUCGCCAUGUAGGAAAUCUCCAUCCUCCAGAGUGGCGUGUCUGUUCCUUAGGACGGCAGGCCAGGGUGUUCUCCCCCACCCCGAGUUUGGCCUUGGGCCUCUCCGCCAAGUGGGCCCAUUUCAUCAUCUGAACCACUUUUUGUCCUGACAACUGGAGGAGGUUUCCUUGUCAACAACAAGCAGCAAGACGUGCUUGUCCCAGAGUUCAGGGAUGUGUUCCAAAAGUCUUGCUUUCUGGGACCCAAAGUGGAGUCUGGGGAGCAGCCCUGGAAUCUGGAGCAGGAAAGAACUUAAGGCUCCCAAUGGUCUGAUACGGGGAGCAAGUUUCUGUUUGGAGUCACAAACACCCAAUACCUCACCUUCAAGAAUUUUAGGUUGGUUCUGGAUCCAGGAGUGUAGGAUAGGUUAACUUGUCCUCUCGGUUUCCGGCUUUGCCACAUCAUAAAGGGCUCACUGACAUGGUUCUGCUUUGGUGCAAGGAGAUUUGCCUACCUUGGGAGUGCUGCUAGGGCAAUUUCCAACGCUCACAAUGUCCACACAGACACCCAUCCAUGUGCAGUAGACAGGAGCUGCUGUCCUGGUUUGGGGCAGGUGUGCAAAUUCUGGUGCCCCAUGGUUUCAAUCCCUUCCCAGAGGUUAUGCAAAGCAAAUGCCAAAGCCCUGCACAGACUCAGCCCAAAUGCAACCUGGAAGCUGGUUCAGCGCUGGCUGUUUGACACCCUCCUUUGCAUUAUCUUUCCUGCUUUUCAUUUUUGGUAUUGCUUCUGCUGCUGCUGUCAGCCCACAGUGAGGGCCAAGCUGCCCUGGGGGUGAGCUCUUUUUUUGGGGGGGGGGUCCUGCUUGCCAUAGAGGUGGGCCAGCGGUUGUCUGCAAGGGCUCAGCAAUGAGAAGCCCUUGCUUGAAUGGUGCUUUCAAAUAUGUAAGAAGGAGGCAAAGGCGCAAUGCAGUCAGGAGUCGCUUUUUCAAACAAAAUGAAUUAGAUGUCACCAGAUCUGCCCACGGAAGCACCAACUCUACUUUGUGCUCUCUGCUGCCAGGCAGGCAGCUGCUGAACUUGAGGGUCCCAAAUGCUGGCCCAACCACAGGUCACCUCCAGCAAUCUGCAGAACCAUCAGCCUCCUGCCUCCUUGGCUGCUGAAACUGCAGGGCCUCAGUACUGGGGGGCAGGAAGCAGAGCAGUUCAGCAUGAUGGUGGAGGGGGGUCUUUCUCGCAAGAGCUAGGCUAUGAGCAGCUCCUUAUAAAGUAAGUUGUGGGAAACCUGACAGGCUUCUGCACAAUCUCUUCUUAUGACAAAGAGCCAAAUGCUUGCAGUGCUUUGUGCUUAAGCAAAACUGUGAGCUACCCCUCCCGUUGCAUUUGGGAUCCCUCCUCAUGAGACAUGCCCCUGUGCUGGUGCAGGAUCAUUGCACCAAGCAGGCCUCCUUCCCUCCUGCUGCUUGGUCCGCCCACCCAGAUGCCCCAUUCUCCAGAAUGGCUCCUCUGUCUGGAGACCUGAGACGAGGAGGGCAGGGCGCAUUGGAAGAGGAGACCUGCGUGCGUGCAUGUGCAUAUACAUGUAUGUAGUGUAGAUAUAUGCACUGUAUAAAUAUUCUCAUUCAUCAUAUACAUAUAUUUUACCCAUAGCAAUUACAGACUUUAGUGUUAUUUUUUUGUUCCCAGUUUUUUCUCCCAAGUCUUGGUUUUCCACUCAUUUUUAUGUGCUUUAUAAAAGCAAGCAUUGGAAUAUCCCUUCCUGCCCCCAGUCCCCCUGGAUGGCAGGUGCCGAAAGCAGAUCUGUGCAACCCCAGGGAAUUGUUGCAUCUAUUUUAGGAUGCUUUGGGAGGAGGGUGUGUAUGGGGGGGAGGGGGGAAAGCAACGGGUGGGCUAAACCAUGGCUUUAGCAUUUCCCAACACAUAGAAAAUGGAUGCCUUUGCUAUGGAGUGCUUAGCGAAAAUGAAAUUUAGAAAGGAUGACAAAAAAAUUAAAGAUUUUUUUAAAGGCAAACAAAAUAUCUUAAGUGACAAUAAAGCUAAAUAUCUAUUUUUGUACAAAUGUAAUUUUAACCCAUACAUAUUCUUACAUAAAUUGGGAGGAUUCUUAUUGGUGGGGGGGGGGGGAGUGCUGUUUCUCUGCUAUUAUAAAAAGUGUCCUGAAUUGGCCACUUUCAUGUUCAGCCCACAAUGGCGCAGGGACAAACCUUUGUACUAAUGGGAAACAGCUUUGCCCAGACUCUCUUCAGAGGUCAUUUUUUUCACCGAGUUGAGUGGAUUUUUACUUUCCCUGCUACUCUUUGAAAACUAGACACGGUCUUCUGUUGUGCCCCCACCCCCAACGCCACCUUCAGCAUUACCCUGCAGGUCUACUCUACUGUGAAAUCACUACCAUAUAUUAUUGUUCACUAAAAAAUAAAGUUAAACAAAAAUUCUGCUGAAAAUUGCAGUAUUUUGAACAAAUGUAUUAGAAUUGUUUUUUUAAAAGUAAAAGAAAAUAUAUGAGCAUUUUAAAAUCAAAUCCAAUUCUACCUAAUUUUUUAUUCUGUGUUGGGUAUUCUGGUUUUUUGUGUGUGUGUUCUGUCCUCCAGUUCAUCUUUGGAAGAGCAGCUCUAACUAGGCUGUUCAUAAUCCUAAUGAAGUCUAUUCAGUGGGGCUAACUCCCUGGAAAGUGUUCUUAGGAUUGCAUUGUUGCUUACAGAGUGAAGUUUGAAAAUGUAUGAGAAUUAGAAACAUUACUAUUUCAAAAAAAAAAAAGACCAAAUCAACACAGCCCUCGGAGAGCAACCCCUCCUGUCUCUUUGCAGACAUUUUGAAGGUUGGCGGCAGAAUUGGUGGUGCUCCAAGAUUCCCAGUGUUGCAAAGGAGACUCGUUGCAAUUUUGGGAUCCGUUCCAGCAGGGGAUCCUGGGCACAUGUCUGGGGCUGCACCCUAGAGCCUCAGCUCUUUGCGAAUUGGCUGCAGAGUCAGGCCAAAGGAGUAGCAGCAAAACUAAACUAGAGCCCAUGACACCUUAGAGGCUAACAAAGUGUGUGCUUUGUCUUCUGGGCAACAGUUAAUGCAGUGUUUUGAAGGUGUUUAAGUUUAAAAUUUGAAAAAUGACUUAAAAAAGACUAGAAUGCCCCCCCCCCCGAGCUGGAGUUUGGAGAAUGAUGCUGGUUUGGGAGCAGAGCCCAAGCAGAACUCUGAGGGGCAGCUAAAGAAUCUUGGGCAGAACCUGCUACGGCCCUUUGAGCCCCUGUCCACCUGUCCCCUACCUUUGCUCACACAAAAGGUAGCCUUUCUGGUGGCAGUCACGUCCUCUAGACGUGUUGGGGAGCUGUCUGCCCUGCGGUGUGACCCUCCCUUCCUACAGUUUUUCCCUGCUACGGUCAUGCUCCACGCUAGCAUGGAAUUUCUACCCAAGGUGGUCUCUAAAUUUCACCUGCAGCAAAAGGUGUUCCUCCCUUCCUUUUUUCCGACACCCUCGUCCCCAGGGGAACGGGCACUGCACACAUUGGAUGUAAAACGUGCUUUAUUGUUUUAUUUGCAUCGCACCAAAUGUUUCAGGAAAUCUCCUGCUCUGUUUUUGUGUUACUCUGGCCCUUGCAAGGGCUCACCUGCCUCUGCCCAGUCCAUCUCUCGCUGGAUUGUGUCUACAAUUAAACUUUGUUAUCGGCAAGCUGGA
Molecule: messenger RNA, 7876 nt
Organism: Eublepharis macularius
Lineage: Eukaryota; Metazoa; Chordata; Lepidosauria; Squamata; Eublepharidae
Gene: RXRA
Product: retinoid X receptor alpha
Exons: 11
Coding region: 329-1798 (489 amino acids)
Biological process (GO): anatomical structure development; response to retinoic acid; cell differentiation
Cellular component (GO): nucleus; RNA polymerase II transcription regulator complex
Molecular function (GO): nuclear steroid receptor activity; retinoic acid-responsive element binding; nuclear receptor activity
Source: RefSeq, a predicted model, not a curated record